Molecule: messenger RNA, 4889 nt
Organism: Hippopotamus amphibius kiboko
Lineage: Eukaryota; Metazoa; Chordata; Mammalia; Artiodactyla; Hippopotamidae
Gene: CSE1L
Product: chromosome segregation 1 like
Exons: 25
Coding region: 1366-4281 (971 amino acids)
Biological process (GO): protein export from nucleus; protein import into nucleus
Cellular component (GO): nuclear envelope; cytosol
Molecular function (GO): small GTPase binding; nuclear export signal receptor activity
Source: RefSeq, a predicted model, not a curated record
UUCCAAAAAUAGCUUAUGGGGGAAGUAAAAUAUCACCCCUCAUUUAAAGGCAAAAGUGUAAAUUUUUUCAUUUCUAAUUUGUCUUUUAAAGUCAGUAACACUUUUUACAUUUAUAUACAGCUAAUAUUUCAGUGUCAAAGUACCUUCACCUGUGGCAAAUAAGAUAAUUUAAUUGGACCUUGAUCUUGCUGAUAUAUUGUGAAUACCUCUGGAGUGUUCUCUAAAAUUACCUGAUUUGUCAUACUUUCCGAAAUCAGGGCUGAGCUUAUAAUUUGGGUUUAUAGACAUUGUCGCUGAGGAGAUAGAAAAAGGAUUUGUUAGCAUUCAGUCCUUUAACAUUAAAAAUAAUAUAGGAUCUAUAUAGUAUUUUAACUUCCAGAGAUGGUAGCAUGCAUAUUUAUCCCCCCCCCACAGAGUUUUCCCACCACAUGUUUUGUUUUUGUUUUUUUUUAAUAGUCCUACUCUAGCAUUUCAACUUUGUUGUUUUGUGGGAGUCACUCUGUCACGUGCUCUUAGAAUCAGUUGUCCGAGCUCUUCCUUUUUGUCACAGUCAGUUGACCAGAAUAAAUGCAAAGAAUGAUAGUGCUUUUUGAUGGGGGAAAAAAUCGGUAAAGGGUUUGUAGCUUUUGAAGAUAGUACAACAGAUGUGUAGUAUGUGCCCAUCACUGUUUUGAGGAUCUGAGAAGAUUACCGUGAACAAAACACAAAGCUCACAUGGAGCUUACAGUCUAAUGGAGGGAGAAGUGUAGUAAACAAGAAAGCAAUUCAUAUGCCUGAUAAAAUUUACUUGGAAAAACAGAGUAAGAGAAUGGAGAGUGGCUGAGGUGGGUGCUCUUUUAUGUAGGAUGGGCCAGGACAGCAUCUCUAAAACAAGAUGACAUUUGAAAAGAGACCCGAAUGAAGUGGGCAGUGAGCCGCAGAGCUGUCCAGGCAGAUGGGACAGUAAGUGCAAACCCACGAAACAAAAAUGCAAGCACUGGCAGAUACGAACAAUAAUACAGGACAGAUUUCAAAUUCACAUCGUUCUUGAAGCAUUUUUGAAUGAACAGAAACUAAUUAUGGCAGUAAGUUGGUCGUUGUUUAUCUGACAGGUGUAACUGAGUUCCUACAUUAUGUCGGUCCUACUAAUAACUGAUCCUCAAAGAAUAGUCUGCAAUCUCGACUGAAUCCAUGUUUUAGCUGGUUGACUGACAUAUUGGCUUAGCCGUUAGUUCAUGGCAACAAAUGCUUAAUGAAUGUCUGCUGUGUGCCAGGCAGCGUUGAAGGUCCUGGGCAUACAGAGAUGAACAGGACCUACAAAGUUCCUGCCCUAAGGAGCUUACAAACAAGCGAUAACAAGUCAAAGAUAUCUCAGGUUCUAUAGCAAUGGAGCUCAGCGAUGCAAAUUUGCAAACACUAACAGAAUAUUUAAAGAAAACUCUUGAUCCUGAUCCUGCCAUCAGACGUCCAGCUGAGAAGUUUCUUGAAUCUGUAGAAGGAAAUCAGAAUUAUCCACUGUUGCUGUUAACAUUACUGGAGAAGUCUCAGGAUAACGUUAUCAAAGUGUGUGCCUCAGUAACAUUCAAGAACUAUAUUAAAAGAAACUGGAGAAUUGUUGAAGAUGAACCAAAUAAAAUUUGCGAAGCCGACCGAGUAGCCAUUAAAGCUAACAUAGUGCACUUGAUGCUUAGCAGCCCGGAGCAAAUUCAGAAGCAGUUAAGUGAUGCCAUUAGCAUUAUUGGCAGAGAAGAUUUCCCCCAGAAAUGGCCUGACUUGUUGACAGAAAUGGUGAAUCGCUUUCAGAGUGGAGAUUUCCAUGUUAUUAAUGGAGUCCUUCGUACAGCACAUUCUUUAUUUAAAAGAUAUCGCCAUGAAUUUAAGUCAAACGAGUUAUGGACUGAAAUUAAACUUGUUCUGGAUGCCUUUGCUUUGCCUUUGACUAAUCUAUUCAAGGCCACUAUUGAACUCUGCAGCACCCAUGCAAAUGAUGCCUCUGCCCUGAGGAUUCUUUUUUCUUCCCUGAUCCUAAUCUCAAAACUGUUCUACAGUUUAAACUUUCAGGAUCUCCCUGAAUUUUUUGAAGAUAAUAUGGAAACUUGGAUGAACAAUUUUCAUACCCUCUUGACAUUAGAUAAUAAACUUCUACAAACCGAUGAUGAAGAGGAAGCAGGCUUAUUGGAGCUCUUAAAAUCCCAGAUUUGUGAUAAUGCUGCACUCUAUGCACAAAAAUACGAUGAAGAAUUUCAACGGUACCUGCCUCGUUUUGUCACAGCCAUCUGGAAUUUACUAGUUACAACAGGUCAAGAGGUUAAAUAUGACUUGUUGGUAAGUAAUGCAAUUCAGUUUCUGGCUUCAGUUUGUGAGAGACCUCACUAUAAGAAUCUAUUUGAGGACCAGAACACGCUGACAAGUAUCUGUGAAAAGGUUAUUGUGCCUAACAUGGAAUUUAGAGCUGCUGAUGAAGAAGCCUUCGAAGAUAAUUCUGAGGAGUACAUAAGAAGAGAUUUGGAAGGAUCUGAUAUUGAUACUAGACGCAGGGCUGCUUGUGAUCUAGUACGAGGAUUAUGCAAGUUUUUUGAGGGACCCGUGACAGGAAUCUUCUCUGGUUAUGUUAAUUCCAUGCUGCAGGAAUAUGCAAAAAAUCCAUCUGUCAACUGGAAACACAAAGAUGCAGCCAUUUACCUGGUGACGUCUUUGGCAUCGAAAGCCCAGACACAGAAGCAUGGAAUUACACAAGCAAAUGAACUUGUAAACCUGACUGAGUUCUUUGUGAAUCACAUUCUCCCUGAUUUAAAGUCAGCUAAUGUGAAUGAAUUUCCUGUUCUUAAAGCUGAUGGUAUCAAAUACAUUAUGAUUUUUAGGAAUCAAGUACCAAAAGAGCAUCUUUUAGUCUCUAUUCCUCUCUUAAUUAAUCACCUUCAAGCUGAAAGCAUCGUUGUUCAUACUUACGCAGCACACGCUCUUGAGAGACUGUUCACUAUGAGAGGGCCUAACAACGCCACUCUCUUUACAGCUGCAGAAAUUGCACCGUUUGUUGAGAUUCUGCUAACAAACCUUUUCAAAGCCCUCACACUUCCUGGCUCUUCAGAAAAUGAAUAUAUUAUGAAAGCUAUCAUGAGAAGUUUUUCCCUCCUACAAGAAGCCAUAAUCCCCUACAUCCCUACUCUCAUCACUCAGCUUACACAGAAGCUAUUAGCUGUUAGUAAGAACCCAAGCAAACCUCACUUUAAUCACUAUAUGUUUGAAGCAAUAUGUUUAUCCAUAAGAAUAACUUGCAAGGCUAACCCUGCUGCUGUUGUAAAUUUUGAGGAGGCUUUGUUUCUGGUGUUUACUGAAAUUUUACAAAAUGAUGUACAAGAAUUUAUUCCGUAUGUCUUUCAAGUGAUGUCUUUGCUUCUGGAAACACACAAAAAUGACAUCCCAUCUUCCUAUAUGGCCUUAUUUCCUCAUCUCCUUCAGCCAGUGCUUUGGGAAAGAACAGGAAAUAUUCCUGCUCUAGUGAGGCUUCUCCAAGCAUUCUUAGAACGAGGUUCAAAUACAAUAGCAAGUGCUGCAGCUGACAAAAUUCCUGGAUUAUUAGGUGUCUUCCAGAAGCUGAUUGCAUCCAAAGCCAAUGACCACCAAGGUUUUUAUCUUCUAAAUAGUAUAAUAGAGCACAUGCCUCCUGAGUCAGUUGACCAGUACAGGAAGCAGAUCUUCAUUCUACUGUUCCAAAGACUUCAGAAUUCCAAGACAACAAAGUUUAUCAAGAGUUUCUUAGUCUUUAUUAAUUUGUAUUGCAUAAAAUAUGGGGCACUAGCACUACAAGAAAUAUUUGAUGGUAUACAACCCAAAAUGUUUGGAAUGGUUUUGGAGAAAAUCAUUAUUCCUGAAAUUCAGAAAGUAUCUGGAAAUGUAGAGAAAAAGAUUUGUGCGGUUGGCAUAACCAAAUUACUAACAGAGUGUCCCCCAAUGAUGGAUACAGAGUAUACCAAGCUAUGGACCCCUCUAUUACAGUCUCUGAUUGGCCUAUUUGAGUUACCUGAGGACGACACUGUUCCUGAUGAAGAGCAUUUUAUUGACAUAGAAGACACGCCAGGGUACCAGACCGCCUUCUCACAGUUGGCAUUUGCUGGGAAGAAAGAGCAUGAUCCUGUGGGCCAGAUGGUGAAUAACCCCAGAAUUCACCUGGCACAGUCCCUCCACAAGCUGUCCACUGCCUGCCCCGGACGGGUUCCCUCAAUGGUGAGCACCAGCCUCAAUGCUGAAGCGCUCCAGUAUCUCCAAGGAUACCUUCAGGCAGCUAGUGUGACGCUGCUUUGAACUGUUUCUUGAAUUAAUAGCCCAGGAUGGGGUGUAGACCCAUGAGGACAUCGUGUAGACGUCUGAGCACAGCUGUGUUAAAACAAAGCAAGUGUUCCUUUUGAACUUGUCUAUUAAAUGUUGCUUUAAGCUGAAUCUUGAGCAAAUUAGGUGGUUUGUGUGAUCAUGAAUGUAAGUGGACGACUUUUUCAGUUUGCAGCUACAGAGACAAGUAUUACUAGCUUAGUGUAGAACAUCGAGUUGAGCAUUUGCACUGUUUCAAUAAUUCUAACAUUGUCUUGGACACGGACUGUGGAGACGUUUUUUCUGUUACUAAAUCCUUUUGUUUUGAGGCUGUUUGUAUUUCUCUCGUCCUUUGUGUUUUUGUCUGUUUCCUUAAGCUUUUAUUGGAAAUGUGAAUAAGCAAAGAAAUCACUUGUGUAAGUUGCCAAGAAAUGCACAUUUCAUAGUUUUAAAUCUGUAAUCAGCAAUAAAAAAAAAAAAAAACAAGCCCUAAGAUAUGUAUUUAAGAACAUCUUAAGGACAGGUUUUUGGUGCUGAUAUUUUUAUAAUGAAGAAUUUCUUUAAAUUUUUCCUCUCCUGGACUCCAUAAAAUCCUAACUUCUAAA